Molecule: messenger RNA, 1075 nt
Organism: Drosophila arizonae
Lineage: Eukaryota; Metazoa; Arthropoda; Insecta; Diptera; Drosophilidae
Product: U6 snRNA methylphosphate capping enzyme Amus
Biological process (GO): snRNA modification
Molecular function (GO): RNA methyltransferase activity; snRNA binding; O-methyltransferase activity
Source: RefSeq, a predicted model, not a curated record
CACACUGUUUCGCACAGAACAUGUUAAUCCCGCUAAAUAUUUUGUUAUUGAGUUCCGCAAAAUUUAAACGUUUUAAAACGUUUCAAAUUCAUAAUGGAUUUGGAAAAUAAUAACAAUACAGUGGUACCUGACUUCAAAAAGGAAGACGUUGAUAAAAAACGCUCAGCGCCCGACGAAGAUAAUGAUGGCGUUGCGAAUAUCAAGAGAUUGAAACUCAGCGGCAAGGCUACAAAAGUGGAUAACGCACAUGUGCCUGAGAAUAACAAAAAAACUGUGGCGCAGAGUCCAAAAAAGCGUAUAGAACUGAGUAAUAGCAAGCCCAGGAUCAAUAAAAAUGAGGCGUUUAUCUUUGGCAACUAUAGGCAUUAUUAUGGCAAGCGCAUUCUGGACACAGACUUCCAUGAUAUACGCUUAGAUGUGCUGGCCAUGCAGCCGGAGUUGUUUCGAGGCAAACAGCUGCUCGACAUUGGCUGUAACUCCGGUCACUUCUCUCUGGAAAUAGCCAAGAAAUUUGAGGUGAGGAGCCUGGUUGGCCUGGACAUCGAUCGCGCCCUGACAUCUGAGGCCCAACUAUCCGUCAAUCUGCUCAAGCGUUCCAGUAAUAUUUCAGCAGCGACGGCUGCUGGCAAAUUUCCAUACAAUGUAAAAUUUGUGCAUGGCAACUUUGUGCUAGCCGACGAUGUCCUACUUGAGAUCGAGCGACCACAAUUCGAUGUCAUACUCUGCCUCUCUGUCACCAAGUGGAUACACCUCAACUUCUGUGAUGCGGGGCUGAAGCAGGCCUUUCGACGGAUGUACCUGCUUCUGCAUCCAGGUGGCAAGCUGAUACUAGAGCCGCAGGCAUUCGAUACCUACAAGCGACGCAAAAAGCUAACGGAGAGCAUAAGGAAGAACUACGAGGCCAUUCAAUUCAAGCCUGAUCAGUUCACAAGCUACCUACUCAGCCAGGAAGUUGGAUUUGCCGACAUGCAGCUGAUGGGCGUUCCAGCGCACUGCCAAGCAGGCUUCAAGCGCCCCAUACUGAUAUUUAGUAAAGUCUAAUCUAGUCUAUCCACUUUAGCAUUUAAGUAAGGAA